AUGGCUAUUUGUAUAUGGAUUGGAUAUCCGGAUUUAUUUAUAACUUUUACCUGCAACCCAAAGUGGCCUGAGGUGCAACGUUUCCUUAACGACCGUUGUUUGAAAGCUGAAGACCGUCCUGACAUAAUUUGCAAGUUAUUUAAGAUGAAGCUCGAUUCCUUGAUAGCCGAUUGUAGAAAGAAGCAACUGUUUGGAUCGGUUGCUGGAGGUAAACCCCUACGUCGAGAAAAUGGAAGGACAAUAACAAAGAAUGGCAUUGCCUUAGACAACAGGUACAUUUCUCCCUGCGAGGCUGUAUGUCGGUUGUUUGGCUUUGAUAUACAGCUUAGGGCUCCAUCAGUGGAAAGGUUAAGCUUUCACUUACCCAAUCAACAAAGUGUGAUUUUUGCAGAUGACGAUCUAGUUGACAACAUUGUCAAUAGACCAACUAUAGGACAAAGCAUGUUCUUGGAAUGGUUUGAGGCUAACAAGACAUUUCCAGAGGUUGUGAAUGGUGUGCAAUAUGAUUCAUUCCGCGAUGCGUGUUAUGCUAGAGGCUUAGUUGAUGAUGACAAAGAAUAUAUCGACGCAAUAGAGGAAGCAAGUCAUUGGGCUUCUGGAGAUAAGUUGAGGAGGUUAUUUGUUACACUGUUAAUGACCAGCUGUAUAGGUAAACCUGAAGCUGUUUGGAAUGCUGUGUGGCAACAUUUGUCUGAAGAUGCACAAUAUCAAUUUCGAAAACAAUUGCAAAAUUCAGAUUCUGUGUUGAAUGACAAUCAGAAGAUGAAUUUUGCGUUGGUUGAGAUUGAAAAAUUGUUAUCAAUAAUGGGAAAGAGUCUUAAGGACUUUCCAGAAAUGCCAGUUGCAGAUUUGGAGACAUAUAAUUUAAUAUCAAAUAGGUUGAUACAAGAAGAAUUGGCAUAUGAUCAUGUUAUUCAGGAGAAAGAGAAUAACGAUUUGGUUAGUCAACUGACAGAUGAGCAAAAGGUAAUAUACGAGGAGGUGUUAACAGAUAUUGAAAGCAAAUCUGGUGGAUUUUUCUUCGUUUAUGGAUAUGGUGGUACUGGUAAGACCUUCUUGUGGAGAGCACUUUCAUCCUCUUUAAGACGGAAAGGUGAAAUUGUUCUAAAUGUUGCAUCUAGCGGCAUAGCUUCUCUUCUGCUACCAGGUGGUCGUACAGCACAUUCUAGGUUCGCAAUACCUAUAUCUGUUAAUGAAGAUUCCACUUGCAACAUAAAACAAGGCACCCCGUUGGCUGAGCUUAUUAUGCAAAGCAAGUUGAUAAUAUGGGAUGAAGCUCCAAUGAUGCACAAGUUCUGCUUUGAAGCCCUAGACCGAACUAUGCGUGAUUUAUUGCGCUCCACAAAUCCAAGAAGCUGUGAAAUGACAUUUGGUGGUAAAACAGUUGUUUUGGGUGACGAUUUUAGACAAAUUCUUCCGGUUAUUCCAAAGGGCACAAGGCAAGAUAUUAUUGGAUCGAGCAUAAAUUCAUCAUACCUUUGGAGAUCAUGCAAAGUAUUUAGGCUAACAAAAAAUCUACGCCUAAGACGUGUAAAAUCGCAAAUAGAGGCCAAAGAGAUUGAGGAGUUUGCAAACUGGAUAGCAGAUAUAGGUGACGGGAAAAUUGGAAAUUCAACGGAUGGUGACGCAGAGUUAACAAUUCCAGAUAAGUUUCUACUUAAAUGUGAAGGUGAUACUAUCUCUACAAUUGUUGAUAGCAUUUUCCCGUUGUUUAGAAGCGCUAAUGGUGAUUUAUCAUACCUUGAGGAUAGUGCCAUAUUGGCACCAACAUUGGAUAUGGUAGAUAUCAUUAACCAAUACAUGAAUGAUCAAAAUCCAAGUGAAGCUAGGACUUAUUUGAGUUGUGAUUCAAUUUGCAAGUCAGAUUCUAAUGCAGAUAUGUUAGCGGAAUUGCACACUCCAGAAUUCUUAAAUGGUCUGCGAUGUUCUAGUGUACCUAAUCAUGCAUUGACUUUGAAAAUUGGGUCACCUGUUAUGCUCUUGAGAAAUAUUGAUCACACUCUUGGCUUGUGCAAUGGUACAAGAUUGAUUGUAACAAGGUUAGCUGAUCAUGUGUUGGAGGCAAAAAUAAUGGGGGGUACAAAUGCAGGUUAUUAA
Ipomoea nil (Japanese morning glory) is the source of this 2097-nucleotide messenger RNA. RefSeq lists its product as uncharacterized. Lineage: Eukaryota; Viridiplantae; Streptophyta; Magnoliopsida; Solanales; Convolvulaceae. Bases 1 to 2097 code for a protein of 698 amino acids. The record is from RefSeq and is a predicted model, not a curated record. Gene Ontology annotation, molecular function: DNA helicase activity. The transcript has 6 exons. Gene Ontology annotation, biological process: telomere maintenance; DNA repair.